Messenger RNA from Phymastichus coffea, 2814 nucleotides. RefSeq lists its product as uncharacterized. NCBI's taxonomy places the organism in Eukaryota, Metazoa, Arthropoda, Insecta, Hymenoptera, Eulophidae. The transcript is spliced from 14 exons. The record is from RefSeq and is a predicted model, not a curated record. Gene Ontology annotation, biological process: lipid metabolic process.
UCGACUACUUGUUUAUAAUUUUAGUAAUAAAAUCCAAUUUGAUUCGUAACUACCACUAAGCACCAUGGGACUGCUAAUAUUUUUCGCGACUUUCAAUAUUUUUAUCAUUGGUGCGAUAAUUAGUCGUGUCGAUUGCAUAAUUGUGAAUUUUUCUGGAAAAAUAGCCGACAACCGAACAAUCUCGGAAUGUGUAAAUGGCUACAAAUCACCGUUGAAAACUCGUAAUUCGAAAAUGUAUAUGACUACAUCGCAAUAUGCGCUGAAGGAAGAUUAUCUAGCUGAAGACCAUGUGAUUAAAACCGAAGACGGAUACAUCUUAACAUUGCAUAGAAUUUUCGGAAGACAAGGGGCCGCUCCAGUUUUCCUACAACAUGGACUCAUUGGGAGCUCCUUCGAUUGGCUUAUAAGCGGCAAAAGAAAUGCUUUAGCCUUUAAACUAGCCAAUGCCGGAUAUGAUGUUUGGUUGGGAAAUUUUCGGGGCAAUACUUACUCGCGUUGUCACACCAAAUAUGGAACUUCUACUUCCGAAUUUUGGAAUUUUAGUUGGCAUGAGAUGGGUAUCUACGAUUUGCCAGCAAUGAUUACAUAUGUUAAGAAAAGAACUGGCCAAAAAGUAAUAUACAUCGGACAUUCCAUGGGCACAACUGCAUUUUUCGUGAUGGCCAGUGAAAGACAUGAUAUGGCUUCAAAGGUGAAGGUGAUGUUUGCUUUAUCUCCGAUUGCUUAUAUUGAUCAUAGCACAAGUCCAUUGCAUCUACUAGCACCAUAUACUCAACUGAUGGAGGUUUUUGCGAAAGCCGAUGGAACAGCUGAAAUUCUGUCGCAAACUCCUACUUUGAAAAGGGCGCUUCAGUUUGCCUGUAAUUCAUCAACUUCACAAAAAAGAGAUUGCAGUAGAAUACUUUUCUCUGCUUUUGGCUUCAAUCCCCAACAAUUUAAAUACUCGCUUCUUCCCGAUAUUUUGUAUCACGUUCCAGCCGGAACUUCAUUGAAAGUUUUAAUUCAUUAUUUUCAAGAAUAUAACUCUGGCAAAUUUGUACAUUACGACUACGGUGCGGAGAAAAAUUUGAAAUUAUACAACGGCACUAAGCCUCGAAGUUAUCGUGUUUCAAAAAUUACGAUUCCAGUUGGACUGAUUUGGUCUGAUAGCGAUCUACUUGCAAACCCUAUAGAUAUCAUGCGGUUAUUUGGACAAUUACCGAAUACGAUCCUAUAUUAUCGUGUCAAUAGCACAAAAUUUAAUCAUCUUGAUUAUUUAUACGCCAUGGAUGCACCAAAGUUAGUGUACAAAAAACUGUUAUCUAUUGCAAACAUGAAGGCUUUAACCUCAACUUGUGUUGCUAUGGCACUGAUGAGUGCUUUACCCCUGUACUAUGAUUUUUCAGAAAGUACAAGUUUCGAUUUGGAUAUAACUACACCAGAAAUGAUAAGAAAAGAAGGUUACCCAGUUGAAGAGCAUACUGUUUUGACGGAAGACGGAUAUUUUUUGACGAUGCACCGAAUCCCCGGAAAGUCAGGAGAUCCAACUGUUUUUAUACAACAUGGAAUGCUGUCCAAUUCGUUUGAUUGGGUCAUUAGUGGCAGAGAAAAAGGGCUUGGUAAUUCAAUGAUUUAUAUGUUUGUUUAAGCCUUUAUCUUAGCUGAUUAUGGCUAUGACGUGUGGUUGGGAAAUGCAAGAGGAAAUACUUAUUCGAAACAUCAUAUUAGCCUCGAUUCGUCGGAUCCUCGUUUUUGGGAUUUCAGUUGGCAUGAGAUGGGUUUAUACGAUUUACCAGCUGAAUUGACGUACAUUGCAAAUUUGAAGAACGAUUCGAUAACUUACAUCGGUCAUUCAAUGGGGACGACAAUGUUUUACGUCAUGGCUAUUCAGAGACCUGAUAUUGCACUUAAAAUAAAAGCCAUGUUCAGCUUUGCUCCUGUAGCAUUUACGACUAAUAUUCAAACUCCUAUAAGAUAUCUGGCUUCUUCUGUUUACAAUAUGGAGUCCUUUAAUCAAUUUCUUGGAAUAAAUCAACUACUACCUCAAAGUUACUUUACGAGAUUAGUCAAUAAAUAUAUAUGCACCAUUAAGUUGAACAAAAGUAAUCUUUGUCUUGAAUUUAUUUACACUCUGUGUGGUCGCAGCUCUCAACAAUUCAAUGACACACUUUUGCCAAUUAUAUUGAGUCAUACUCCUGCGGGAACGUCUAUGAAAUCUUUUUAUCACUACCUUCAAAACCAUGACUCUGGAAGAUUUCAGUACUAUAACUAUGGGGCAGAGCAAAAUAUGCUAAUUUAUAAUAGUACAGAGCCACCAGAGUAUGAUCUAUCAAAAAUUCAAGUGCCCAUUGGGAUCUUCUGGUCAGAUAACGAUUAUUUUUCGCAUCCUUUGGAUGUGAAAAGGUUCUAUGAGUCCAUUCCACGAAAAGUUCUUAAUUAUAGAGUAAAAAAUAUAGAAUUUGGUCAUAUUGAUUAUAUGUGGGCCACAGAUGCGCCAAAACUUCUUUAUUCGAAGUUACUAUCGUUUAUGGAAAUUCAUCGAGACAUGAGAUUUCCGUUUUAAAAUGACAAUUUAUCUGUACAAAAAUCAACGUAGAUGUUUUGGACUGAAGAGAACUAAAUUAAACAUCGAAUCAUUUUUAUGUAUUAACUUAUUGCUGAGAGAUACGCAUAUAUUUACAUAGUGUAGUUCUGUAAAUAAAAGUCUAAUUUGUUGAAGUAGAGUUGAUCGAUAACAAUUAUAAUCAAAAGAAAGUAACUUAUAAUUGAAUCGUGCAUUGUUUUACGAUUAUAUCAAAUUUUUAUUAUUUCUUACAAUUAAUGUAAUGUACAAUG